Paramecium tetraurelia is the source of this 729-nucleotide messenger RNA. RefSeq lists its product as uncharacterized. The record is from RefSeq and is a predicted model, not a curated record. NCBI's taxonomy places the organism in Eukaryota, Ciliophora, Oligohymenophorea, Peniculida, Parameciidae. The transcript has 3 exons.
AUGUUAAUUAACAAGCUUCCUUUGUUAGAAUAAACCUAGUCUCCUAAACCAUCCCAUAAAACCAAGUUGCACUUUGAGAAUACGAGUUAUCUCUAAGGAGAGAAGUUUUAUAAGCAGCCCCUUGUGCAGAAACAGAAGAGACAAUUAAGCAUAAUGAAAUCUCAAACUGAGAUAAAAAAAUAAAUUCAGAGCAUAACUGAUGAUUCAGUCUCAAAGCGAAUGCAACAAUCCAAACAACAACAAGAAUUCCAAUCAGUAGACAAAUUAUAGUUAGAAUUUGAAAGCAAAUAUUAGGAACAAAAUAGAACUAUAGAAGAUUUGAAAUUGGAAAACAUAAAAUUAAAAAUGCAGUUAGAAGAAUAAGAAUAAUAAAUUAUUUAUCUAAAAAUAAUAAAUAGUGAUUUGCGAUAGUAGAUAGAAAUCUCGUCUACAGACAUCUAAAUCAAAAGGAUAGAAUAAGAGUAUAAGGACACCUACAGAAGAAUGGAUGAGACCUUGAGGAAGGCCAUUGACGAGAAUUACGAGAGUUAAAUUAAGAUGAAGAAUUUAUAAAUCAAAUCCUAGCAAUUGGAGUAAUUUACUUUUAUGUUUAAGUAAUAGUUAACAUGCAAGUUCUGCAGAAAGGAAUUGCACAAUACAAUUACUGUGAUCCCUUGUGCUCAUAACUAUUGUCAAAGGUGUGUUUCUGGUUAUGUUGGUAGAUGUUUUGCAUGCAAUGAUGAUGUAUGA